Messenger RNA from Alosa alosa (allis shad), 2556 nucleotides. Its product is annotated as pre-mRNA-processing factor 39. Gene Ontology annotation, molecular function: protein binding. The transcript has 14 exons. The coding region runs from base 25 to 2184 and encodes 719 amino acids. Gene Ontology annotation, biological process: mRNA 5'-splice site recognition; RNA processing. Gene Ontology annotation, cellular component: U1 snRNP; commitment complex; U2-type prespliceosome. The record is from RefSeq and is a predicted model, not a curated record. Lineage: Eukaryota; Metazoa; Chordata; Actinopteri; Clupeiformes; Clupeidae.
GACGUCUUUGUUGUAGCCUCAGACAUGGCGGCAGAAGGUUCUGAAGACCUCAGUGGCAAUGGAGAAAUGGAUAUCCCAGAAGGAGAGCUCGGAGACUCUGAAGCCUUCGUGGCUCCAAAUCCUGAGAGCCAGGUUUCUGGUGACACCGGAGGUACAGUGAUGGAAGCGGCUGAAGCUCCUGCUGCACCUUACGCAAUGCCCACAGUGGAGGGCGACGAGGAAGAUGAGGGCGAGCUCCCAGUGGACUUCGAGAGGCUAUGGAAAGCAGCCCACGACAACCCCCAGGAUUUCUCUAGUUGGACAGACCUGUUACAGUACUGUGAACAAGAGGGUCACAUGACUGCUUCCCGCAGAGCUUUGAAUGCCUUCCUGGUGCGAUACCCACUGUGCUACGGCUAUUGGAAGAAGUUUGCAGACAUGGAGAGACGAGCAGCAAAUAACGUCAAGGCAGAGGAGGUGUGUGUGCAGGGCUUAAAAGCCAUCCCUUUGAGUGUGGACCUUUGGAUUCACUAUAUCAACUUAUUACUGGGGACUCUGAACAUGAACCUGCCUGAGUCCACACAGCGCAUUCGCAGCGUGUUUGAGGAAGCGGUGGAAGCGGCUGGGAUGGACUGGCACUCUGACCGGCUUUGGGACCUGUACGCUGAGUGGGAGAAGGAACAAGGGAACCUGAAGGCCAUGACUGUGGUCUACGACCGGGCGCUCAGAAUGCCUACACAGCUCUACCGAGGACACUAUGACAAGCUGAAGACUCAUAUUAGUUCCAAUCCACCUCAGGAAAUUCUGUCUGCAGAAGAAUAUGAGAAUCUGCGAGCAGAGUAUAAACAGAGCCAAGCUCAGGGAGAAGGAUCCAACCCCACAGAGGAGGAAGAGGAGAGACCACCGGGAGAGGAGGAACCCGCAGACAACGGCAACGGCAAAGACUCGGUAGAAGAAGCUGUGCAAAAGAUGCAGGAGCUCCUCCUUGCCAGCAGGGAGAAGGUGUUCCAGGACAAUGAGGCCGAGGUCCGCAAGAGGUGGACAUUUGAAGACGCUAUCAAAAGGCCAUACUUCCAUGUCAAACCACUGGACAAGGCUCAGCUGAAGGGCUGGCAGAGCUACCUAGACUGGGAGAUGGCCGAGGCCCAGGGUGCGAAUGAGCCCCCGGAGACCACUGAGGGGGAAUCAGCGGAGGAGCAGGAGGUCCCAAAGCCAGCGGGAGGCAUCUCUGACCACAAGCGAGUGCUGAUUCUGUUUGAGCGCUGUCUCAUCGCCUGUGCCCUCUACGAGGAGUUCUGGACCAAGUAUGUCCGUUACCUGGAGCAGUCGAGUGUGGAGGAGGCACGGAUUGUGUUUAGGAGAGCCUGUGAGGUCCACCUGCCCUACAAGCACUCCAUCCACCUGCAGUGGGCCACGUUUGAGGAGAGGCAUGGUAACUACAGUGAGGCGCAGCGUAUUCUCGAGACCCUGGAGCAAGCCAUGCCGGGAUUGGCCGUGGUGCGCCUGCGCAGGGCGGGCCUGGAGAGGCGAUUGGGCCAUCUGGACCGGGCAGAGACUCUGCUGACGGAGGCCCUGGAGCAGAGCAAAGAGAAUCCCCAGCUGCACGCAUUCUACUCAAUCAAGCUGGCCAGGCUGCUCCUCAAGCUGGGCAAGAAUGCGGCCAGGGCCCGCAGUGUCCUUCAGGAGGCCAUAGACCUCAACCCUGACAACAGUAAGCUGCACCUGAAUUUGCUUGAGCUGGAGGUGUCGGGAGACCCGCGCACCAACAUUGCCGCGGUGCAGCAGUGCGUCACCCGGGCUCUGGCUGCCCCGCUCUCACCCCGAACCAAGAUUCUCUUCUCCCAGCGGGGCCUGCAGUUUGCCGAAGACUUUGGCACCACCGUGAAAGGCGUGCUGACCAUGUAUGAUGAGCAUCAGAAGCUGCUGAAGGAAAUCGGCCCGAAGAAAAGGGGAGCAGAGAAUGGAGAUAGUGAUGACCCAGAGAAAGUGAGCCGCGCAGACGAUGGGUCUGCCUUGGCCACUGCCCAGACUGCCCCACCCACUGUACCACCUGUUCCCAUGACCGCGCCCCCUCCUCCCAUGAUUGGGGACAUGAGCAGCUCAUACGGAAGCUACAGCAGCUGGUAUCAGCAACCUCAGUAUGGAGGGUAUGGAGGAUACCAGAACCCAUGGAAUCAGUAUAACCAGUAUUACCCACCCAGCUAGGAUAAAAGGCCUGCAUGACUCACGGCUGGCCACAGGAAUUCUGGGAUACUGUUUGGUUUCAUAGAGAUAUGCACCCAUUCACUGUCGCAAUAUCCCGGGAAGUGAUUAGAGCGCUCCUUAAAAACAACGCUUGACCACAGGAAUAAGGAUAAGGAUCAAAGUCAUUCAAGGGUUUGAGAUGAAGCUUUACAAAUCUUUAAAGUUACGAUUUUAUAUUCAUUGUUUUCUUCUGUGAAACAGUGUCUAAAAAGAGGACAUCCAAUAUCAGCUCCACAUUGAAAUAUUUUAACAAUGUAGUCAUGUUUCAAAAGGCCCGAUUCUUCCCCUUCAUUGAGAUUUUAAGGUGUAAAAAGUUUGUAAUUCCCAUAUAAA